AUGGCCACCCCCGCCCACUGCAUCGCCUGUUUCGAGGCUCUCGACGCCCACCUCGCCAAACGCCCCGCGCUGUCCCUUGACGAGAUUCAGUCCCUCUACGAGCAGUUCGUCGCCUCGACAUCCUCCUCCCCGGCGCCCAACAAGAACCCCACCCUGUCACGUCUCGCCAACCCAUCCCCCUCCUCGUCCUCGACAUCCUCGACCACAGGCCUCUCAACCUCCACGCCUGACACAUCCAACACAUCGCUCUCCUCCAUCGUAGCGAACAACAUCCCCGACAAGGCACCGCUCUUUGUGACCUGGAACGUUGUGGAAUCCGACGACGAUGAAGAAGACGAGGAGGUGUCCCUGAGAGGGUGCAUCGGCACAUUCAGCGACGAGCUCCUCGAGGAGGGCAUCCCCGAGUACGCACUCAUCUCCGCCCUCCGUGACACCCGCUUCCGUCCCAUCAAGGCCAGCGAGCUGCCGUCGCUGCAGGCCGCCGUCACACUCCUCACCGACUUUGAAAAGGUGGACGACCCGUACGACUGGGUCGUCGGCGUCCACGGCGUGCGGCUCAGCUUCCACGACAAGGGGCGCCGCUACGGAUCGACGUACCUGCCCGACGUCGCUAGCGAGCAGGGCUGGACCCGCGAGGAGGCCCUCUACUCGCUCUCGCGCAAGGCCGGCUGGGUCGGCAGCCAGAGCAAGUGGAGGGACCUCGAUCUCCAGGUGACGCGGUACCAGGGAAAGAAGUGUAGUGUGCGGUACGCAGAGUACAAGCGCUUCAAGGCGUGGGUGGACGCCAAGUAG
This is a messenger RNA of Emericellopsis cladophorae, 792 nucleotides long. Its product is annotated as AMMECR1. The record is from RefSeq and is a predicted model, not a curated record. NCBI's taxonomy places the organism in Eukaryota, Fungi, Ascomycota, Sordariomycetes, Hypocreales, Bionectriaceae. The transcript has a single exon. The coding region runs from base 1 to 792 and encodes 263 amino acids.